Fomitopsis serialis is the source of this 701-nucleotide messenger RNA. RefSeq lists its product as uncharacterized. The transcript has 4 exons. The record is from RefSeq and is a predicted model, not a curated record. NCBI's taxonomy places the organism in Eukaryota, Fungi, Basidiomycota, Agaricomycetes, Polyporales, Fomitopsidaceae. The coding region runs from base 128 to 412 and encodes 94 amino acids.
UGCAGCUCGUCUAGAUUGGCCAGCACUCGUUUGAUGAGCUCGUCUAUCGCUGUGCACGAUCCAUCCGGCUGACUUCAUCGCCUCCGCAACAACGCAGGGCUUCUGUCGUCGGCCGUCGACUGUCGAAAUGCUAGCAGGCUUGCACGAGGUCCGCGCGAACGCUUCGGAGACACCGACCAAGUCGAAGGUCUUCAAGGGCAAUCGCUCGAGCAACAGCAUCGUCGCUCUCAACUUGAAGCGUGGCGCUCGACGUCCCCUACAAGCCCAAGACCUUCAGUCAGGGCAUCAUCUGGUUUAUCAACUUCCUCGAUCUCCACGAACAACAUCGUCGCUCGGCACGACAAGCCACGUGAAGGCGUCCGGCCACAACAGCUCAGCAACACAACUCAUGCACUGCCAUCUGCAGGCCUAGGAAGGAGAUAUUGUAAGUCUUAGUUGUCUCGGGGCUUGCGCGAGAAAGGAUGGAUGUACGCGAACAAUCACUCUAUGCGUCGCGAUGAGACACAUUUCGAGUGUCCGGGAUGUAAAGCAGUAAGGCCUAAUAAAGAUUUCCUUAUGUCGCAUGCAUACUAGAGCCUCAAUGCUAUGACAGUUGUCGACCAAACUCAAUCACGCAACUUGAACUGGGAUACAUGACAGUGUCCAUCAACUGCUGUACGUAGCGGACUCCUGUACCAUGUUAUAGCCAUUUGUCUCAUUGG